CCGGGCGUCGGGGCGUUUGCGAACCGAGACCCCGCGGGCUUUCCCGAGCCUGAAGCUACGACGUGCUUCUGUAAUCUGCUUUAGACUGCGGAGUUUGUUUGGAUGACUCGGGAAUUGUUACCUGCGGCAAGGUACGGCGUCGCGUUUCUGAAUUUGUGAGUGAGCGACUCCUCCUGAUGGUGCUCGAUCCAUGUGCCCAAAGCAAAACAAACAGCUCUGGAAAACAGGAGGGAAGAUUGUGUGUUCUCCUGAGAAGACCACAAAUUUGCUCUCAAAUCCUGUACAUCUAGGAUGUUGAGAAUUAGCAAGAAGCAAGGACUACCUGGCUGAUUUCAGUUGCUGCAGAAACAAACGUGUGGGUUUAUUCCUGCACACGCAGAUUGGGUCUGAAGGUGGUCAUCGCUGGUUACAUACAAGGCUGGUUCCGGAUGGAUGCAAAAUGAGAUUUGCUUGUGUGGCACUGUGAAUCGUGAAGUUGUGCAGCAGCUAUGGUGCAUAUCUGGUUUUGCCCUUAGAGUGACCCAGUGUCAGUUUGGAAGGUAUAUAUUUAUUCUGAUUCAAGAUGUCUGCCCCAAGGUUGAUUUCUAACAGAACCUCCCAGCAGGCCUUGUCUAACUCGGAUUACACUUGGGAGUAUGAGUACUAUGAGUAUGGACCGGUGUCAUUUGAGGGACUGAAGGCUCAUAAAUAUUCCAUUGUGAUUGGAUUUUGGGUUGGUCUUGCAGUUUUUGUCAUCUUCAUGUUUUUCGUCCUGACCCUGCUGACAAAGACAGGAGCACCACAUCAAGACAACGCAGAACCUUCUGAGAAAAGAUUUCGCAUGAAUAGCUUUGUGGCAGAUUUUGGAAGACCUCUAGAGUCAGAGAGGGUCUUUUCUCAUCAAAUAGCUGAAGAAUCUCGGUCACUUUUCCAUUUCUGCAUUAAUGAAGUAGAACACUUGGACAAAGGAAAACAAAGUCACAGAGGUAUGGGUCUGGAGAGUAGUAUUCACUUCCAGGAAGUUCCCAGGAGCAGUGGAAGAUUUGAGGAUGACCUAAAUUGUCUUACAAAAUUUAACAUUCCUAACUUUGUGAAUACUGAGCAGAACUCUUCACUAGGUGAGGAUGAUCUUCUCAUCUCAGAGCCACCUAUCAUUUUAGAAAGCAAAUCGGUCUUGCAGUCUUCCCAUCGGAUCCUUGACUGAAAAGUCUUUUACUUGAAGGUAAAAAUUCCCAUUAUCGUCCAGUUGAAAGCCCUUCUCAGCCCUUUGCCUAUUUUGACGGAAGCUAUUUUCAGACCUAUGCCCACGUAUUGCGCUUUUUAUUGUGAAUACUGGCUGUGCUGACAGAACUCAGUUUAGACCGGAAGUAAAAUACUGAAUGCUUUAUUCUGAUGUCUUCUGUGGUCCAAGCCCCUUUCUCAGCAUUGUUUUUGCUUUCUGCUUUCUGUUUUUAAAUGACUGCUUUAUAUCCCGCUUUCUUAAAACCAUAAUGAUCUGUGGUGACUGUGAAAGCUGGAGCCUGGCUUUGGGAGAGGUAGGAAAACUCUCCUUGGCCAAGAAAAGUGUAAACUCAAUCAAGACUGAAGCAAGGAAUAAACAAGCAGCCCUUGGGGGCGUUCUGCACCUUUUGAUAGCCCCAAAAAGGAUGACUGAAACCACGAGCAGCACAAUGGUAUCUGCUUGGCGCUAAUCUCUGCUUCUGAUUCCUAACUGUUUUUAGAUGCAGCUGAAACUCAGUUUACAAAGCAUCCAAAGAGACUACUUGGCAUAUUAAAUUGUUCAGUUAGUGUUUUACAAAAUGCUACCGUCAUCUGCUGCUGAAUAAAAAGCAAAUUGGUGUCUGUAGUUACAUUACUUCA
Molecule: messenger RNA, 1839 nt
Organism: Struthio camelus australis
Lineage: Eukaryota; Metazoa; Chordata; Aves; Struthioniformes; Struthionidae
Gene: MRAP2
Product: melanocortin 2 receptor accessory protein 2
Biological process (GO): protein localization to plasma membrane; regulation of adenylate cyclase-activating G protein-coupled receptor signaling pathway
Cellular component (GO): plasma membrane; endoplasmic reticulum
Molecular function (GO): signaling receptor regulator activity; type 1 melanocortin receptor binding; type 3 melanocortin receptor binding
Source: RefSeq, a predicted model, not a curated record